Molecule: messenger RNA, 1850 nt
Organism: Doryrhamphus excisus (bluestripe pipefish)
Lineage: Eukaryota; Metazoa; Chordata; Actinopteri; Syngnathiformes; Syngnathidae
Product: E3 ubiquitin-protein ligase RNF126-like
Biological process (GO): protein ubiquitination
Cellular component (GO): cytoplasm
Molecular function (GO): ubiquitin protein ligase activity
Source: RefSeq, a predicted model, not a curated record
UCCUACCUCUCCGCCUCAGAGGCUAAAGAUGGCUGAAGCACAUCCAUGGCCUAGCCGGUUCUUCUGUCACAGAUGCUCCGCAGAGAUUAGCCCUCGCCUUCCCGAGUACACAUGUCCAAGAUGUGAGUCAGGAUUUAUUGAGGAGCUACUGGAAGAAAGAAGUGCUGACAAUGGCUCCCUGUCUACCAUCUCCAGCGGAACACAAAACCAGCAACCAUUUGAGAACGCAGACCAGCACUUGUUUACAUUCCCUUCGGGCUACGGCCAGUUCUCACUGAGUGUUUUUGAAGACGCCUUCGAUUUUGGGGCCGGACUGCGAGAAGAAGAGAACCGGGAUGGCGAAAACCGCCGGGAAAGGGAGAAUGCGUCACGGCAGCGAUACAGCGCCAGGCAACCGAGAAGUCGUCAUGGUUCAAGGCGGCAAACAGGCAGGCAUGAGGGAGUUCCCACUUUGGAGGGAAUCAUUCAGCAACUAGUGAAUGGAAUCAUUGCACCUACUGCAAUGCCAAAUAUUGGUGUUGGACCCUGGGGUGUUCUUCAUUCAAAUCCUAUGGAUUAUGCAUGGGGGGCUAAUGGAUUAGAUGCUAUUAUAACGCAGUUAUUAAACCAAUUUGAGAACACAGGGCCGCCGCCUGCUGAUAGAGAUAAAAUAAAAAACCUGCCUUCAGUCCACAUUACAGAGGACCACGUGGCUUCAGGACUGGAAUGUCCCGUGUGCAAAGACGAUUACAGUGUGGGAGAAAAUGUGAGGCAGCUCCCGUGUAAUCACAUGUUCCACAACGAUUGCAUUGUACCCUGGCUGGAGCAGCAUGACACAUGUCCAGUGUGCAGGAAAAGCUUGAGUGGACAGAACACGGCCACCAACCCUCCAGAAUUAUCAGGGAUGAACUUUACCUCCUCUUCUUCUUCCACCUCCUCGUCAUCCUCCUCCACCCCUCAAUCCUCCAGCUCAACGAGCAACGAGAACUCCACAGACAACUCGUAGAGGAGCAUUUGUAUCAUGUCUCCCCCAUUUUUUUGAGCCAUUUGGAGCACACUGGUCUCCCCCUGACAAAUGAGGAAAGGCAGAAAACUCGGGUGCAUCUCACAAAGAAAAAAUCUUGAUUAUUAAAAAAAGAACCUGGUAUGUGAGAUGUGAAGGUUGUGCAUUUCUGCCGGACCGGUUGCUUCCGUUUUUUCCCCCACCAGGGAUCCAAGCAGAAGACUGGUGGAGGCCCCUGGAGGAGUGAAGGCUCUGUCAGGUACAAUGUGGGAAUGACACCUCAUGCAGGACAAAGAUUUUGGAAUUUAAUAGUUUUUGCCUGUGUGAAAAUGAAAAAAAGGAGAAAUGUACAUUCAUUUUUAUGAGUAGCGUUCAUAUAUAAUUAAUGACCUACCAUGCACUCAGGUGCACUUCCUUUUUUUCGUGGUUUUUGUUUUUGCAACGACUUCAUAGCAAGGCCCCCUUGCAGUUUUAACAUAAGAUCCAAAUGGAUUUUGACGUGAAAGCGAUUUUUAUAUUUUACCUGCAAGCCUAGAAAAAUAAUGUUCCCAUCCUCAAGGCAGUUGAAACAUUUCAGUGAAUUGUGCAUUUUAACCUCAAGGGAGAAUUGCGAUCUUUUCUAAGGUUGCCAAUUGAUUUGCAGUAUGAUCAUGUAUGGAGAAUAUGUGGAAAUAAAGAUGUUGGGUGAAAACACCCAAGGAAAACUUGGUGCGGUGCAGGUUUUCUUGCUGUUUACAACCGCACAUAAAUCAUAUUAGAACAAAGUAACAAAUAUUCUUACAAACAGGCGUCCACUGUCUAACUGAAUGCAAUGCCUUCCCAGAAGAUAACUUGAAGGCUCAGGAAGUGACUUCAAAGCAAAAUAAGA